AAACUGGAAAUUUCAUCCGUGUUGAAUGACCUCCCCUCUUGCUUCCCAAUUUCAUAUAUUCUUUCUCUCUCUUCCUUCCGUUUUCUCUGUCCUCCUCCAUAUCCUCGUUACCUUGCAAUUCACCUCUUCAACCUCGUGCAAAUCUCUUCACAUCAUCUUCUUUAUUUUUUUGACAGAUUUCCCUAAUUUUUGAAGCAAAUUACCAACCAAGAAUGACUUGCUGAAAGCUCUUGCUAUUUUUUGUUGUUGUGACAGGCUUUGCUAUUGCAUAUUCCAUUUGACUUAAAUUUGACAUGCUGAUGGAUGGAUUGUUGUUGGUCUCUAGUGGCUGCAGAUAUGUUGUUGCAGAUCAGUUGAGGGCGGUAUGUUGCCAGUGAUUGAUUGAUGGGCAGUUGUUCGGGUAUGUUUGUCUUCUCUUAUUGGUGCCUUAUUUGUGAUGUUGGCGUAUUGCAGAAGGGAGGUAGUGGUUGUCACUAAAAGUAGGAUCUUUGUUAGGGGCAAUGAGAUGUUGAUCUCGAUCAUGGAAGAAGAAAUUAAAGAUCAUGUAGAUUUAGUGCAACAAGUUUUACUUGUUCAAAUGAAGACAUUUUUUUUUCUCUGUGUAUGUCACUUAUCUAAUUAAUACUAAUCUAUUUUAGUCUCGCAUGCAUGUACAAUACAUUACGGAAUCUGAUUUCUGGACAAACAAAAAUUGAAUGAACAUCUUGAAGUGAACGAUUGAUUUGGUUGUCCUAAGAAUCCUGAUCGAAAUGAAGUUAAUACUGCAAGCACAAGCUAUUCUUCUGCUGCAAGCACAUAGCGUUUACUUUCGAACAAAAAUACGCAUAAAGGUUCUCACGAUAAACGAAGUUCUCACCUUAAGGUGGUUCUCACAGGAACUUCACCCUAUAUAUAUAUAUAUAUAUAUGACACGACUCCCACACAUAGAUAAAAUAGUUUCAUUUGCUUACUUAAAUAUCGUAUAUAUACACGACUCCCACACAUAGAUAAAAUAGUUUCAUUUGCUUACUUAAAUAUCGUUUCCUACAAAGCAAAACAUGAGUGAUGAGCAUAACGUUGAAUACUUUAGAGAUUUUAGUCCAAGCAGUGUUAUUGAGGAAGUUGAUGAUAAUCUUUACCAAGUUGAUGAUAAUCUUUACCAAGUUGAUGAUCUUGAGGAGGAGGAGGAAGAAGAGGAGGACACCCUUUUGCUAAAUGAGGAGGCAAACGAAGACGACCAAGCAUCCAUCCUAGACGAUGUAGCUAAUUACAUCAAAUCCUUGAAGCUCCAAAUUGAGGUUUUGGAAGAGACGGCCAAGGCGAACCCUCUUAAUAUGAAAAUGGAACCUAAUACUCCGGUCAUAAGUCAUGUUCUGCAUUUGAAAAAACAUAUAGAUAUAUAUCGAAGUAAUAUAGGGCCAAGUCAAUGGGAUAGGCCAGCUAUGCAAGCAUAUUGUUUGAUGUAUACUUUGCCAGACAUCGAACCUUGGUUCUGGUUAAAAACACAAUGUUAUCAGGAGUUGAUCAACUUUAGACCUUUGGAACCUACUUGGAACUUUUAUGAUAGUGUUCAAUGGCCAAGAUGUUUUGCAUCUAUGGCUUUGUCAUGCUCUGAGUUUGAGUACUACUAUGUUCACGGCCCCUCCGAUACUCGUUUUCCUACGAAUAAUUCGGAAUCUCGAGAUUCAGGGACGACAACGUUAACUCAGCUUGGAGAUUGAAGAGAAAUCGAUCAAGGGAUGAAUGAGUUAUAGGAUCAGAGCCUCAUGAGUGAAUGUUUGUGUAUGUACCUCAUGAGUGAAUGUUUGUGUAUGUAAUAAUUCGAACAAGUUGUUGUAUACCCAAGUCAUUCGUGUUCAAUUAUGAAAUAAUAACGCCUUUUAAUAUAUUAGUAUAAA
This is a messenger RNA of Spinacia oleracea (spinach), 1877 nucleotides long. RefSeq lists its product as uncharacterized. Bases 1038 to 1700 code for a protein of 220 amino acids. The transcript has 6 exons. Lineage: Eukaryota; Viridiplantae; Streptophyta; Magnoliopsida; Caryophyllales; Amaranthaceae. The record is from RefSeq and is a predicted model, not a curated record.